CAUCCACUCAGAUGACGGCUCCCCGACCUGCCCAGAGUCAGCGCUCGAAGGCCGGGUCACAGCCACAGCGACCCCCGCAGCAGCGGCAGCCUUAGGCUGCUCAACAUCAGCAGGGCAGGGCUCCAGCGAGGACAUACGCUAUGCAAGGGCGUGCCGAUCCUAAUCCUGACGUCAUACAUAGUAUGUUCACACUCUUUGGUUUGGAUUUGUUAGCAUUGAUUGACCCUGGGCCCACACUAUCAUAUAUAUGUGUUCCUUUGCUUGCUAAUGCUGUUGUCGCGAGAGGUCAGUUGGAGAGUCCGAUGCUGGUGUCCAAUCCCCUUGGGCACAAUAUGAUCCUACAUCACGUCUACCGACAAUGUCCAUUGACCACGCGUGGGAAGAUCUUUCCUGCAGAUCUUAUCGAACUUCCAUACAAGGAAUUUGACAUUAUCCUUGGAAUGGAUUGGCUUACCGAGCACCAGGCAAUUGUAUAUUGCAGUUCAAGGACCGUGGACGAUGAGUUCUGUUGCAUGACACGAGACCUUGCCUCUAGUGGGAGGAGACCAGAGUUUACGGUUGGUGCUGAUGGAAUCUUGUUUUUCCGCAACCGUCUUGUGAUACCAUACAGGGACGUGAGGGAGCGUCUGCUACAUCCGACCCAUCGAUUUCCCGAAGGUGCGGUGACUCUGGACGAGAACUUGACAUAUGAGGAUGAGCCGGUGCAGAUUCUAGCAAGAGAGGUGAAAGAGUUGAGGAAUAAGAGGGUGCCUCUAGUCAAAGUCUUGUGGCGUAACCAUGCUGUCGAAGAGGCUACGUGGGAGACCGAGGAGUCCGUGAGAGUUCAGUAUCCUCACCUCUUCUUCGAUAGUGAUUCAGAUUCAAUUGGGGCUGUCCGGGCAGUUGGGCUAACCGGGUCGUUGGGCGGACUGUCCGGGCUGCUGGGCUGGCGGGUCCAGUUGUUGGGCCGGCUGCGUUGGGCCGGCAGCGUUGGGCCGGUUGAGUGGGGCUGCCUGAACGGGAACCUUGGAUAUUCUCCAUACCAAGACACAGAUAGGGAUAAUUAUUAUGAAUCUCAUGGAGACCAAGAUGAUUUUGACCACAAUGGGCGUACAUACGACGAUCAACCUGAUCCGCUCCUCAAAGAAAUAAUAAGAUUAGAACAGAAGAUCUUCUAUUUUGACAAAAUUUUAUUUGCUGAAUGCUCUUGGUACAAACCACCUUACUGCAAUGACUACACCCUGUUUGUUGAAGAACAAAUUGAAGCAAACAAGGUGGCAAUUCGAGAAAGAGCAAAACUUCUUGAAUCAGUCCGGAAGGAAAAGGAGUUCUUAAAAAUGAUGCAGAAAAUGCUGGACGACUUUCAAAGAGAGAGACUAGAAGCUGAGGCUAAAGCUGAUAAAUUAGUCAAUGAUCUCUGUAAGGCUAUUGAGUUUAAACGCUCCCUCCAACCUCAAAAAGAGGCUCUAGAACCUAAGACCAACCCUGAAUCAUUCCACCAUCAGGUUCCAGUUCUAGAAGAUUCACCUAGUUCUACACCAUCACAAAAACCCGAGAGCAUAACAACACUCGCUAGGGCUACUGUGGUGAUAUUACCUGAAUCUCUUCCUAGCCAAGUCCUAGCCAACAUAGUCGUACGUGAGGUGGAACCAACUAGACCUGACUCAGAACCACCUAUGCUUAUUCAAGAAGAAAAGGAGGAGGAAGUUCUGCCUAUGGCAAUAAAUGACCGUCUCCUUAAUUGUGUUGAAGACACGCCUCUAGAGGAACUUGCUCUGGAGGAAAUAGAGCCCACAACAAACCCCCAAGAUUCCAAUACCCACGAGUCUGAGGAGGAACCUAUAGAUGAGGAAGAAUUGUGCAUAGAAAGGCCAAUUCCGUCUAUAGAAACCUGCGCAAAUAAUGAUUCAUCUGAAGAUACAGACCAUGCUUUCUUUGAUUCCCUACUUGAUGGGUAUGACUAUGUCUGCCCGAAGGAUGGUUGGAAUUUAAAGAGUUGGGAUGAACUUCUAGUGAGUGACCAUGAGGACUCUUCCAUGGGGGAAAGCACGGUCGUAAUCAUUAAACCACAAAUGGACAGGCAGCUAAUUGAAGAGGAGAUGGAGGAGCUGCUUGAGGGGACCAGAUGGCAGCGCCUACUUCAGCUGAGGGCAGAGUCUAGCCUACCACUAACCAUCGAGUUCUUAUGCUCGAUAUCUGCUGUCCCGGAGAUUGAUUCACGACAGAUGACUUAUACUUUGAUCACCGCUAAUACCAUAUUUGCCUUCACUCUUGUGGGCCAGUCAUUUCAUCUCGGGCUUUACACUCAGGAGGAGACCAAGCAGCCUGAGUUCUACGACGCUCCCUUCCGUGUUCCCGAUGCACUUGGUCUGUGGGUUCGUGAUUACACUGCUCUUUCGCUCCCUCAUGGGGAACGCACCGAUCCACGGCCUGUGCAGGUGAUGAGGGAGUUAGAUGCCGGCAUGCUUCGGAAUGCUCACAUCCACAAGAGACUCUUUCCUAGCUCUUCUGUGAGCACUACGGCCUCUAUUGGCUGCACUUCACAUGAGAUGGGAGAGUCUUCCGGUCAGUCACAGACACUCUCUCAGCGCCUUCCUCGUCGACGACCCACCAGAGCACAGUUGGCUCGCGCUCAGACGGAGGUAGCACCGGCAUUGGCCCAGCAGCUCUUGGAGAACCAGAAUACACUUAUGCGGUCCAUCGCGGCACUCCAGCAGCAGGUGCAUGGACUAGACAGGAUGCGUGAGGCGUUGGGUUUUGAAAACCCGAUAAUGUUAGAAUAAUAGACCAACGCUAGAGGGGGGUGAAUAGCGUUUGUUCGUAGAAAUCGCAGGAAUUAAAAAUUCAAAUGAGAAGUAAAGAGAAGAGUAAGAG
This is a messenger RNA of Cuscuta campestris, 2853 nucleotides long. Lineage: Eukaryota; Viridiplantae; Streptophyta; Magnoliopsida; Solanales; Convolvulaceae. The record is from the annotation of a GenBank genome assembly.